Pseudogymnoascus verrucosus is the source of this 1960-nucleotide messenger RNA. It is a transcript of the gene AXHA2, whose product is annotated as Alpha-L-arabinofuranosidase axhA-2. The record is from RefSeq and is a predicted model, not a curated record. NCBI's taxonomy places the organism in Eukaryota, Fungi, Ascomycota, Leotiomycetes, Thelebolales, Thelebolaceae. Gene Ontology annotation, biological process: L-arabinose metabolic process. The transcript is spliced from 2 exons. The coding region runs from base 751 to 1905 and encodes 384 amino acids. Gene Ontology annotation, cellular component: extracellular region. Gene Ontology annotation, molecular function: cellulose binding; alpha-L-arabinofuranosidase activity.
AGAGUAUGUGGGGAGGGGGAACAUAUAUAGCCUUUAUAACAUUCCAUUUUCCUAAUGUAGCGAGGACCACUCUGCUCCCUCAACUCUCUCAACUAUCUCUUCUCCGUCACAAUUUCGCUAAAGAGACCGCCUAGUUAUUGAGGGGAAAGCGAAAUCAUAUUUAACCAAAAUGUUUAUGCAUCAAUCUACUUGCCGAUCUGUCACUUCACAGCUGUACACUCGACACUUUACAUGGAGUCCAAACCCUACAGCUAGUCCUGUAUUGGUAGUUGCAAUGAACCUUCGGUUGCAUGUCCGGCCCGAUCGUUGAUAUUUGGUUAGGAGAUCGAGGGUGCUACGGCGGGGUCAUAGGCGGCAAUAGCGUGGAGGAUAUACGAUGGUAAAUUAAUAAUGCGGGGGGGAAGAUGCAAAUAUAUUAAAACUUGCCUACACCACUACUACCCCGCAGACAGAACCUUUAACCGUAAAGUUUGUCGGCGAUGUGUCAGCCGAAAUUUUAUAGUUAAAACUACAGUGAAAAUGCCGUUGUGUACAUGCCGACUAACAAACCUAGAUGUUUAUACUUCCUUGGACACGGUACGAGCCUCUAAGUUAAUAUAAAAGUCCAAACUUUCUUCCUUAGCCUAUUGUCAUUCCGGUGGGUUGGAUGGGGUUCAUUUUGCCGGGCGAGUCUUGUAAAUACGAUAUAUAGAUGGAUAUGGCGUUGGUGGGAGACAGUUUUUUCAAGCUCUGUAUCAGUAACCUGCCAUCAUGAUUUACGCCGCUGCUGCUUUGUUCGUGGCGCUGCCACUCGUAUCUGCCCAGGCUGCUGUCUGGGGCCAAUGCGGUGGAUCCGGAUGGACUGGGGCAACUACAUGUGCUUCGGGCUCAUGCUGCACCUUCUCGAACGCGUGGUAUUCCCAAUGCCUUCCGUGCACUGGAGGUGGAGGAGGAGCAACAACUGCGGUCACCACUCCCCCAGCAACGGGGGUUGCGACUUCGACUGCUCCAGGCGCAACAUGCAACCUCCCAUCGACAUACAAAUGGACAUCGACCAAUGCGCUGGCACAGCCAAAGUCGGGAUGGGUCUCGCUCAAGGACUUCACGGCAGUCCCGUACAACGGCCAGCACCUCGUGUAUGCGACCUUCCACGACACGGGAUCGACCUGGGGUUCCAUGAACUUCGGCCUCUUCUCCGACUGGUCUAACAUGGCCUCUGCGAGCCAGAACACGAUGAACGCUUACACCGUUGCACCAACUCUCUUCCAGUUCGCGCCAAAGAACAUCUGGAUCCUCGCAUACCAGUGGGGUCCAACUGCGUUCUCUUACAAGACGUCGAGUGAUCCCACGAAUGCGAACGGGUGGUCAGCGGCUCAGACGCUCUUCACCGGAACUAUCUCCGGCUCCAGCACGGGCGUCAUCGACCAGACACUCAUUGGUGAUGACACAAACAUGUACCUCUUCUUCUGUGGAGACAAUGGCAAGAUCUACCGUGCCAGCAUGCCCAUCGGGAACUUCCCAGGCAGCUUCGGUUCCUCAUCGACCAUAAUCCUGUCCGACUCCACCAACAACCUGUUUGAAGCCGUCCAGGUCUACACCGUCAAGGGACAGAAGAAAUACCUCAUGAUUGUUGAGGCAAUCGGAGCAAACGGCCGUUACUUCCGCUCGUUCACGGCUACCGACCUUGGUGGCUCAUGGACCCCGCAGGCGGCGACUGAGAGUGCGCCAUUUGCUGGCAAGGCCAACAGCGGCGCUACCUGGUCCAAUGAUAUUAGCCACGGUGAUCUCAUUCGCAGCAACCCUGAUCAGACCUUCACCAUUGAUCCAUGCAACCUGCAGCUGCUCUACCAGGGACGUGCUGUCGGUUCUGAUACUGAUUAUGGGCUGCUGCCUUAUAAGCCGGCGUUGUUGACGCUGCAGAAGUAGGCGGGAUGAUAAGGGCUGUAUAUAAGUGAGCAAAAUGGGGACGGUGUAUUUUGCG